This is a messenger RNA of Sphaerodactylus townsendi, 3174 nucleotides long. RefSeq names its product major facilitator superfamily domain containing 2B (gene MFSD2B). Bases 46 to 1731 code for a protein of 561 amino acids. NCBI's taxonomy places the organism in Eukaryota, Metazoa, Chordata, Lepidosauria, Squamata, Sphaerodactylidae. The transcript has 15 exons. Gene Ontology annotation, cellular component: membrane. Gene Ontology annotation, molecular function: sphingolipid intramembrane carrier activity; symporter activity. Gene Ontology annotation, biological process: carbohydrate transport. The record is from RefSeq and is a predicted model, not a curated record.
GCAAAGCUCGGGGCGAAUUGCUGGAGGCCAGCUGCGGCUUCGGAUAUGGAUAGAGUUGCAAGAAGGGGGGACGCAGCCCUGGACAAGACCGGCCCGGAGCUCAUAUUGCCCCCAGAGCAGCAGCAAAUGGUAGCGGGGUCAGCAGAAGGGCUGAGACAUGAAGAGAAGCUCUCAGUGUGCAGCAAGCUGUCCUACGCCAUUGGAGGGGCUCCAAACCAAGUUGCCAGCAGCGCCACAGCCUUUUUCCUGCAAAUCUAUCUCUUAGACAUUGCUCAGACCACCAGCAAGUUCUUCACAGGGAACCCGUUUAUGGAUGUCUCUGCCCCAAAGCUGGCUGCAAAUAUAUUUCUAAUUUGCCAUUGUAAUAAGAUCACUCCAUUUCAUGCCUCUCUGGUGCUGUCUGUCGGGAAAGCCUGUGGAGCGAUUGCAGAUCCCAUUGCUGGCUUUUUCAUUAGCAAAAGCAAAUGGACCAAAAUUGGCCGACUCAUGCCUUGGAUAUUGGGCUGUACCCCUUUCAUCAUGGCGUCCUAUUUCUUCAUGUGGUACCUGCCUCCCUUCAUAACCGGAAGAGUUGUGUGGCAUCUGGCUUUCUACUCCCUUUUCCAGGCUUUGACUACACUUUUCCAGGUACCAUAUUGUGCCCUUACCAUGUUUCUCACUCCAGAUCAGAAGAAUCGAGAUUCAGCAACAGCAUACCGAAUUACAGUGGAGGCUCUUGGAACGUUAAUUGGAGCUACGCUUCAGGGACAGAUAGUAGCCAGCGCUCAUGCCUCAAAGCACUGUAGCCAGAAUUCAAGUGUAGGCUUUUUAAAUUCUUCCAGCCUGCAACAGAACAGUUCUGGCAUUCUCAGCCUGACACAUGGAAGAAAUGUUUACAUGAUCGCAGCAGGGGUCAUAGGAGGAAUCUACCUCUUUGGCAUUGUUAUCCUUUUCUUUGGAGUGAAAGAAAAAGAUGAUCCUUAUGCCUUAAGUUCAGACAAAACAGUCCCUUUCUUUAAGGGACUCAGACUCACAAUGAAGUGUGGACCAUACAUGAAACUUACAGCAUCAUUUCUGCUGAUCUCGACAGCUGUUCAGCUCAAACAAGGCAACUUUGUCCUCUUUUGUACCCAUGCGGUCAAUCUUCGCAGCCACUUCCAGAAUUUAGUGAUGACCAUCUUGGUGUCAGCGGUACUGAGUAUGCCCUUCUGGCAAUGGUUCCUGAAGCGUUUUGGCAAAAAGGAAGCAGCGGUUGGGAUCUCGUGGAUGAUUCCUUUUGUGAUCAUGUUGGUGACAGUCCCUAAACUGACGGUAGCUUACGCAGCGGCUUGUGUAUCUGGACUGAGCAUUGCGGCAUCAUUGCUGUUGCCAUGGUCCAUGUUGCCUGAUGUGGUUGACCACUUUCGCUUGCAGAAUCCUCAUUCAACCGGACAUGAAACCAUCUUCUAUUCUUCAUACGUCUUAUUUACGAAGAUGUCAGCAGCAAUUGGACUUGGCAUUUCUGCAUCCUCUCUGGAGUUUGUUGGUUAUGAAUCAGGAAUCUGCAGACAGUCCGACAAUGUGGUUACCAUGCUGAAAGUUUUGGUUGGAGGAGUCCCUGCCGGCCUCGUUCUCUUAGGCUUAUUCAUACUCAUCUUCUAUCCAAUCAACGAAAAGAGUCGAAAAGAAACUAAAUAUGCCCUGGAAAUGCUAAGGCAGACUCAUCCAAGCAUUGAAAAUCUUGCUGAGUCUGAAGAAAACACUUCGGUCUGAAGGCCUGAAUAGAAGCCAUUUGUGGCAAGGAAAACCCUAGCCUGGUAGAAGAGCUUAACGGGACAACAAUCUCUGUGUUACACCCAAUGAAGCUUUACCUCAGCAACACUGGAACCUUCUCUCAACGCUGUGCAGCUUCCAAAUGCAUGAUAAUUUGGCGAAUAGCUUAGAAGAAAAUUGUUUAGGAUUUGUUAUUAUGAAAACAGUGUAUCAUGGGGCUCUGGAGGAGCUGCUAGUUAAGAUGCAGCAGGUGAUUAUCUUUAAUUCUAAGCCACAACCACAGUAUCAUCUUGAGGAAGGCAUCUUGUCCUCAAAGAGACGGAAAGCUAAGCCUUGGCAGGGAAUGUUGCAGAAAAUACUGAAAUAAAAAGAGUCUUAUGGUCCCUUAAAGGCCUGUCAGAUUUACGGUAGCCUUAAACUUUCAUGAGCCGGAGACCACACUCUGACUGACAAAAGUUUAGGCCACAAUAAUGACUAGCCUUUAAGGUACUUCAAGCUUUCUCUAUCAAAUUUUCGGAGUCCCAUGUUGCGUGACAUAUGCAACUUUAUGUCUAGAAGCUGACCAACAUCUACUAGUUACAAGAGCCUGUCUCCUCACUUUCAGAUUCUUGACCAGACUCUGUUUCUCUACCGAUGCAAAUAGUUAUCUUCAUUUGGCCCUUCCUGAGAUCCAACGCUCUGAGUGGUGGAUCCACAUUGAAAACAAACUGAUUACCCUAGGCCAGGGGUGGCCAAUCUAUGGCGCCCCAGAUGUUCAUGGACUACAAUUCCCACCAGCCCCUGCCAGCAUGGCCAUGACGGGGUGCUGGGAAUUGUAGUCCAUGAACAUCUGAAGCACCAUAGGUUGGCCAUCCCUGCCCUAGGCCUUUCCUGGGAUUCUUUUCUCAUGUUAGCCUCCAACAAAAUAUUGCAAACAAUAAAAUCCCAUCUCUUUAGUCAAGAACUCCAACGCUUGAUUCAAAAAGCCGGGGUCUCAUGCUCACCUAUAUAUUUUAGUAUUAUCCCCACUAAAGUUCAAAUGACCUACUGUUUAAAGGUUCUCUUCAAUGCCAAACAAAGGUGGGCCCUUAUUAGAGCUAGAUGCAACUCUUUCCCUUCAGACUUUCUUCAUGGGCGUUUUUUGAGGACUCCUGCACAAGACCGGGUUUGCUCUCAUUGCACCAGUACCCCUAAGAUGAUGAUGCACAUUUUAUUUGAUUGUCCCAAAUAUGUUGAUUUUAGACCUGAUUUUCAUUGUAUUAUUCCUCCUCUGCUAAGGUACUCUACUCCUAAUCUUUGGGCUUGUUUCUUGUAAAAUAAUAGCUCAUCCAUGAUUUUGGAGGUGGUUACAAAUUUCUUGGAAAAGGUUCUGGUAUGUUGAUCCUUCCCUGUAUUUCAGAUUCUUGCACUGCUUGUUUGUUUUUGAUUCUGUAUUUUAUUAAUGCCUAUUAAAGGUUUAUGUAU